ACUGAAUGGUGGCGUUUCUGGGUUUGCGUUUCUGGCGCGCUUUGUGUUGCCACUUGUCCGUCGGUUGUAAACAAAUCCGUUGCUAUUUUGAACCGCGCCGGAAGUGUUUUUUACGUGCGGUAGAUCCUGGCCAGACGUUGUGCAAGUUAUGUGCGGUUUUACGUGACCCUCGCCGAUAACGCCCGUGAACACGACAAUGGAUAUCGAAUCGCGACACAGCGAGCUGCGCCAGCGGCUGGACCAUCUCGGUUUCGGCCACCCGUUACCGUUGAGUGCAAUCGGGAUUGUGUCGGCGAUCCUGGACGACCUCAUCCAAACGGCCGAAAAGCUGAAAGCCGCAAACCACCAGAUCGAACAGCUCUAUCAGGAGAAAGCCGCCUGGGAGCUGGGCGUAGAGCCGUACAAGUGCGACAACUCGCGGCUGCUGGCCGAAUGUAACGAGCUGCACCUGGAGCUGAUCAAGCAGCAGGACAAACACAUCCUGGCGAACACGGAGCUGCGAUCACGGGUACGAUCGCUGCAGGCGGAAAAGAAGGUGCUGGAGGAGAAAUGUCUGCAGGCCGAGGGCAGGGUGCGUGAGCUGCAGGCAAACGGUGGCGCUACUGGCAGCAGCAGUGACUGUGCCAAAUCGCGCAAGGAUUCCGUCAAUAAACAAAGGAAACCGUUCAUUUCGACGGUUCGUGGCGGUGGCACGUAUCCUGCCUCGAGUUGCUGCGAACAGCAACAGAAGUCGGCGCACCCCGGACAAGUGGGAACGUCCGGCAUGGGUGAAAUGCGGUGCCGGUGUCCGUGCAAUCAAGUGAAACAAGUGGACGCAGUGCACGAGGUGGAACGGUUGAAGGUGGAAACGCUAAAUCAGCAGGGAGUCAUCGAUGCGCUUCAGAAACAGAUUAAUUUUCGUGAUCGAGAAAUCCAACGUUUGGGUGCCCUCUUUUCUGGUGGUCGACCAGCGGAAGCCCUGGCAAAAGACUGCUGCUACCGUGGUGUGGAUGUACUUGGUCAGGAUGUGGACACGUUACAGCAGGAGAAGCUUUCCCUUCAGCGAAAACUCGACGAAGCACAAACGGCGCACGAGCGGAUGAGUCGGAAACUGGGCAAAAUGUCGGAAAAGAACCAACAGCUGGAGAAGGAGUUGCGUGAAAUGGAAAACGUCGCGCUGAAGGUGGAAUCGGAAGCGAAUCUAAACAUCCUCGAGCAAAGCCGGCAAAACUCGGAUUUGCAAGCGAAAUUGCAACAGUGGCAGAUGCGGGUGAAGGAGCUAGAAUCAUUGCUAGAAUUGUGUUCAGGAACGAGCAGGGUACAGCUGCAAACUGACAGUUCUACCACUUCCUCUUCGUGUCCCAGUGUUGCCCCUCUAGACACGGCACUGCACAAUGCACUGAAACAGGCGACGGAGGAAAAGCGUCAGCUUUACAAACAGUUGAACGAGCUGAAGGAUCGUGAGCAUAGCCUUAGAAGCGAUCACGAAAAGGUGAAAGCCAAAUACACGAAACUGAAGCAAAAGUACUCCAUCCUGGAAGCUACCCAAUCUCGAACAAACGUGGUGACUGACAUUGAGAGCCAAGCGGAGCUACGCUCGCUCAAGGAUCAGUGCGAGGACCUAGAGAUGAAGCUGCGGAAGGUGAAAGAGGAACGUGACCGCUACAAUUCCGAGUCGGAGCGACAGCAGCGCCUACUGAAAGAAUUAAAGCGCGAAAGCUCGGACAAGGAGCUGGAACUAACGCAGCUAAAAAGCGAGUUGCAGCUCCAACGAAAAUUGGUCAAAUCCUCAUCAUCUAAUGUCGCGCUGUGUAGCGGCAGAAUCAAGACGGCCGAUUCCAUAGCUUCCGGUCAAUCCUCCCUGUCGGUCCAGGCGGCCAUUCACCGUAUCGAGCGCGAGCGUGACGAGUCCAAGUGUGAAGUUCAACGGCUUGAACAGGAGCGGGAUGCAUUGCGCGAUAAAUUGAAGCUCUCGACGCGCAGUCAGCGCGAGGAAAUGGCGAAGCAUGAAAACCUCAUCCUCGGCUAUAGCGCACAGGUGGCCAAACUCGAAGGUGAAAAGCGUGAUCUACUGCUAAGCAAGUCAUCCUCCCAAACGAAGUUACAGCUUAUUAAAGAGGAAAACCGAGAGCUACAGGAUCGACUGAAAGAGCAGGAGGAUAGCUACCAUAAGCUGAAAGUUUCCUACUCGCAGCUGAAGAUACUCCAAGAGCAAACCGAACGUUCGCUCACGCAGCAUCAGAAUCGGUUAAUGUCUUCCGAAACGCAGCUGGGUACAACGGAAGCCAAACUUCACCGGGUGGACAGUGCAGUCGAGGAUGUGCAGAAGGAGAUGGGUAGCUUGCGCGGCGAGAUCAGCGUUUUGAAGGCCUCCAAUGUAGCGCUCGAGCGCGAAAAGGAUCAACUGCUGAUCGAGUUGGAUAAGAAAACGGAAAAGUUAUUCGCUAUUGAGUCAGAAAUGGCGUCAUUGAAAGCGAAGCGAAACGAACUGCAGUCGACGAUUGACAGAAUGCAGCACAAGCUUGAGAAUGUUAGCACGGACAACAUCCAGAAGGAAAGCACCCUGCGAAGCGUUUCUACCGAAACGGAUACGCUAAAGAAGCAGCUUUCAACCCUCAAGCGCAGCAACGACAACGCUUCGACGGAAAAUGGCCGGCUAUCGAACGAGCUGACGGAUGCACUGGCCGAGCUGACCAUGACGAAGCGGAAGCUUAAGGACUCGCAGCAGGAAGUCGAAGGCAUGAAGUCGCAAUUACGGGAAUACGUUCAGGAAAUUCGUCGUGCCGAAGAGUUAUUGCUAGCUAAGGAACGAGAACGGGAAGAUAUUCUGAAACAGUACAAAUCGCUUUCCGAGGGCGCCAACACAUUGGAGGCAAGCAAUCAAACGCUGGAAAUGGAGAGCAUGGAAGCCAAAAAAUUACUCCAGGAAGCGGAAGAUCGCAUAAGCGGGCUGGAGGAGCUGGUGACGAUUCGCGAGCAGGACAUCAGGGAGUGCGAGCGGCAGAUAAACGAGCUGUCGGCCCAACUGGCGGCGGCCGAGUCCGAGCUCGAGGCGUUGCGAGACAAUAACCAUGCGCUCUCGCUGGACCUGGAAGCAACGAAGGAACUGUGCAGCAAGUUGGACCUCCAGAAGGACAAGCUGAGUGAGGAGCUGCAGGAGCAUUCCAACAUCCGUGAGCAGCUGGCCCGGGAAAAGGAAACGAUGCAGAAGGAGCUUUCGCUGGCUCGCACCGGCGACCGGGCUGCGGUGAAAGGAUUGCAGGAGCUGCUAGCGGCCAGUAGAGCCGAGGUGGAGCAACAGCGAAUAGUAUUGGCGCAGCGUGAACAGGAACGCGAUAAACUGGUAACGGAAACGGAUGCACUGCGGGCAAGGUUGGCGGAGCAGCAGGAGGCCGUUCGGCGCAGCGAGGCACUUGCUAGCGAGUACAGUGUUCAGCUGCAAGAGCUGCGACGCAAACUGACGGAUGAUCGAUUUGCUCUCAUUCGCUCCCGGAACGCCGACCCGUCCGACAUUGAACCGUCCGAGGUCGACGUGGAAGAUGACGAUGAUGAGCAAAACAGGUACUCAACAAUGUAACAAGGGAAUUAGAUUCGGGAGGGAUCCUGCUUCUUAACUGCCACUUUUAACAUUCCAUUCUCUCUCGUGUUUGUGUGUGCGUGUAUGUUUUAUCGAAAUAUUGUAACUAGAAUAAGGCGGUACUUAGAGAUAGCGAAUAAAGCGAACAAUCACGGUGGAAACCAUUACCUUUCGAACCCAAAUCCGGUACGACAGGAAAUCCCGAA
This is a messenger RNA of Anopheles aquasalis, 3762 nucleotides long. It is a transcript of the gene Cep135, whose product is annotated as Centrosomal protein 135kDa. NCBI's taxonomy places the organism in Eukaryota, Metazoa, Arthropoda, Insecta, Diptera, Culicidae. The record is from RefSeq and is a predicted model, not a curated record.